GUGUGAGGAAUUCAGACUCUGGACUGCAAGCCGAAAUGAUUUUGGAGAUUUUACUGUGUGUUCCUUUAGUUGUUUUCCUCUUUUCCAAAUUAUGGAAAAUUGUGGAUCGUCGAUACUUUAUCUUAAGUCUGUGUAAGAGAAUUCAGACAGUAGACGGUAGUCCGCUGGAGAGCAAGAUUUUCGUAACACCAACAAAAACCCGAUUUGGCAACAACUUUGACCUGUUGAGUUUUACGCCCGCUAGUGUCUUUAACUUUAUGCGGAAUGCAGCUGCUCAGGCUGAGGGGCGAAAUUAUCUAUGGUAUUUCUUCAGGGCACCCAUGUACAAUGUCGUCCGUGCGGAGGAAGCCGAGGAAAUAUUUCAAAAUCCCAAGCUUAUCACCAAAAAUGUGAUCUAUGAGUUGCUCAGGCAGUUUUUAGGUGAAGGAUUACUAAUUAGUACGGAUAAAAAAUGGCACAGCAGGCGCAAAACUCUAACACCUGCCUUCCAUUUCAAUGUCCUGCAGUCUUUCCUCGCCAUAUUCAAAGAGGAGUGCCACAAGCUUGUAAAAGUCUUGAAUCAGAGUGUGAAUAAAGAAUUGGAACUGAAUCAGGUUAUUCCACAAUUUACGUUAAACAAUGUUUGCGAAACCGCAUUGGGUGUAAAAUUGGAUGACAUGGCCGAUGGCUUUCGAUAUCGCAAAUCCAUACACGCCAUCGAAGAGGUCAUACAGCAGCGUAUAUGCAAUCCUCUAUUGUACAACAUCGUCUACUUCUACCUCUUUGGGGAUUAUAGGAAGCAUGUGGAUAAUCUGAAGAUAGCCCAUGACUUCUCCAGUCGCAUUAUAAAGAAAAGGAGAGGUCUUUUCAAGAGCAAGCAGAUUGGUCAAGUGGAUGAAGAUGUGCUGGGCAAGAAGCAGCGAUAUGCCAUGCUGGACACCUUGCUAGCCGCUGAGGCAGAGGGACAAAUAGAUCAUCAGGGAAUCUGCGAUGAAGUCAACACCUUUAUGUUCGAAGGAUACGACACCACGUCUACUUGUCUCAUCUUUACAUUCCUCUUACUGGGGCUGCACCAGGACAUCCAACAGCGCUGCUUCGAGGAGCUGGAGAAUCUUCCCGAGGAUAGCGAUGAGAUCUCGGUGUUCCAAUUCAACGAACUUGUGUACUUGGAGUGUGUUAUAAAGGAAUCGCUGAGAAUGUAUCCGUCGGUGCCCCUUAUAGGGCGAAAAUGCAUGGAUGAGUGUGUGGUCAAUGGUUUGAUCAUGCCCAAGGAUACCCAGAUCAAUUUGCAGAUCUACGACAUCAUGAGAGAUCCUCGUCACUUUCCGAACCCAAAUGUCUUUCAGCCGGAGCGUUUUUUGCCGGAGAAUACGGUAAAUCGCCAUCCCUUCGCCUUUGUACCCUUCAGUGCGGGUCAAAGGAAUUGCAUUGGACAGAAGUUUGCCAUCCUGGAGAUGAAGGUUCUACUGGCAGCUGUUAUAAGGAGCUUCAGGAUUCUACCUAUCACUAGUCUAAAGGACCUGAUCUUUGAGAACGGAAUUGUGUUGCGUACGCAUCAGAAUGUCAAGGUGAAGUUGUUGCAAAGGGAAAGGAAUUAAUGGGGGAAUAAAUUCUAAAAUACAAUUGUAAAUUGUUUUUUUUUU
Messenger RNA from Drosophila serrata, 1622 nucleotides. Its product is annotated as putative cytochrome P450 4ac2. NCBI's taxonomy places the organism in Eukaryota, Metazoa, Arthropoda, Insecta, Diptera, Drosophilidae. The record is from RefSeq and is a predicted model, not a curated record. Gene Ontology annotation, molecular function: heme binding; iron ion binding; monooxygenase activity.